AUGGAGAUCAAGGUACCACAACAUGAAGCUGAGAAGCUCAUGCUUCAAUCGCCUGACACUACGAAACUUCGCCAUUGGUCAAAAUUGUAUAGCGCAGAACCCCACCUAGCCGGGGACCUAGCCCACGCAGAACGCAUACGGGAUCUAUGGAUUUCGUACGGUAUCCCGGCCGCAUUGGAAGAAUACCAGGUCCUGCAAAACUUUCCAAAGUCUCAAGCUCUGCAUCUCCUUGCACCGGAUGGACAGAUAGGUUUCGAGGCAUCCCUGACAGAGGACGAGGUGUCAGAGGAUCCAACGUCGUCUCCUCGAAAUGGUUUACCCGCCUUUCAUGGCUUCAGCGCAAACGGCGAAAUCUGCGCCGAAUUGGUGUAUGCGAACUUCGGCGAGUUGAAAGACUUUGAGCUGCUGAAGUCGCAUGGAAUCUCCGUGAAAGGCAAAAUCGUCAUAUGCAAGUAUGCCAAGGUCUUUAGAGGCCUCAAAGUUAGAGCAGCCGAACAGUACGGGGCAGCCGCUGUCAUUCUGUAUAACGACCCUCAAGAGGACGGCGAAUACACUGUUGAGAAUGGCUAUGAGCCCUACCCUCAUGGUCCAGCAAGGCAUCCCAAAAUAAUUCAGCGAGGCAGCGUCGACUACUUCUCCGUGGCCGUGGGUGACCCCACGACACCCGGGUACCCCAGUUUGCCAGACACCGACCUUGAACGACAGGAUCCUGGUCACGCAACCCCAAGGAUACCAUCUCUGCCAAUCUCUUAUGCGGAUGCUAUUCCUUUCCUUCAGGCAUUGAACGGCCAUGGACUUAUACCUAGUCAGAUAGCCGGUGAGCACAGCGACUGGAAAGGAUGUCUUCCGGCAGUGGACUAUUGUACUGGCCCUAGCCAAGCCAGAGUCUUUCUAUCGAACCAAGGUGAGCAAUUUUGA
Colletotrichum lupini is the source of this 918-nucleotide messenger RNA. RefSeq names its product glutamate carboxypeptidase II. The record is from RefSeq and is a predicted model, not a curated record. Lineage: Eukaryota; Fungi; Ascomycota; Sordariomycetes; Glomerellales; Glomerellaceae. The transcript has a single exon. Bases 1 to 918 code for a protein of 305 amino acids. Gene Ontology annotation, molecular function: carboxypeptidase activity.